Ostreococcus tauri is the source of this 1532-nucleotide messenger RNA. Its product is annotated as Dolichol phosphate-mannose biosynthesis regulatory. Gene Ontology annotation, molecular function: enzyme regulator activity. NCBI's taxonomy places the organism in Eukaryota, Viridiplantae, Chlorophyta, Mamiellophyceae, Mamiellales, Bathycoccaceae. The record is from RefSeq and is a predicted model, not a curated record. The transcript has 2 exons. Gene Ontology annotation, cellular component: endoplasmic reticulum membrane. The annotation marks the transcript as partial.
CGGCUUUGGCCUUUCUCACCGUCGCCUUCGUCUAUUACACCGCGUGGGCGCUCGUGACGCCGCUCAUCGACGAAGGACACCCAGUUUUAAGGCUGUUCCCCAGGACAGAGCUCUCGGUCAUCCUCCCGGGAUACUUGGGUGGUACGCUCGUUUUGGGGUGUUUCUUCGUCGUCGGCGCGCACAUGAUUGCGCACAGACCUGAUGCAGUCGAGCUCGAUUUCGAUGACGACGAGGACAACGAAAUGCUCAAGGCGAUGUUGACGAAGAAGAUAGUGCCCAACGUGGCGCGGACUGAGGAACUAGACCCCGACGUCUUCGUCGAAAACGUCGAGAAGGACGAAGAAGACAAAUCUGACGAUUUAGAGGACGAGAAAUCUGAUGAUUCAGAGGACGAAAGCGAAUCUGAAAAUUUAUCCGAGGAGGAAGACAUGACUGAGGAAGAGAAGAUAGCGCAGCGUAAGGCGGCGAAGAAGUUCAUCAAGGCGGAUAGAAAGAAGAACAAGAAGCUCGCCCGCGCGCAAGCUGUUGGAGGAUUCCUUGAAGACGAGGCAGAAAUGUCAGAGGAUGGUGGGCACACCUCGGAUGAAGACGAUGACGACAACAUGGACGACGAUGAGUUGAACGAGCUCGCCGAAGGUAUCGAUUUCCGUGAAGAGCAAGAUGAAGAUGAACGUCGCGCCGCCGCGCGUCAACGAGCUUUCAUGAAGGACCAGCAGAAGGCGGACGACGCUGAAUUGGAACAAAUGAAGGAAAUGGUUGCCAACGGCUUCAAGCGCAAGAAGGGCUUGCUCGACGCCGAAGACGAGUGGAAGCGAAAAAGACGCGAAGGUGGUGAUGAUGACUCUGACGAAGAAAUGGACUACGGUCCAGUGAUCGAGCGUCCCGAAGAAGCAGUUGAGUUGUCUGAUGACGAUGAUGGCGAGUGGCGUGAGCAAGCCGCUCGACGCCGUGCACUUCAAGAAUCAGGCACGCAAGAAUCACAGCUUCCGAACGCGUUCGAGAGCAUCGUCAGUCAGGAUAUUUACGCCGCUGUGAAGGGUCGGAUGAACUCGUUCAAUGAAUCACAGGAAGCUCGUCAUUGGGAAGGCGUGGAGCCCUCUCUUGCUCGCUCGAGCUCAGUGCCUGCGUCUUUAGCUCGCACGUCGAGCCAAAUCGGCGCCGGAAGCUCCGCGAUGCUCUCGCGUCAAUCGUCAAAGACGUUUCUUGGUAAGAAGAGACAAAUCGCGAAGGCAAACGGACCGGUACUUGGUAACAGCCAAGCGAGCCGUUCGUACGUUUUCGGUCGCAGUGAGAGUCAGAGCCAGUGGGCUGGGGAUGAGGCGAUGCCGGCGACGACGUUUCGCGAAAUCGGCCGAGAGAACGAUGCGCGAUCUUUCGGUGCGAUAAACGCGGGGAACGUCAGUACGAAGAAGGCGGACGCGUCUGAACCGAAGAAGAAGCAGUCGCUCUUUGAGUUGAUGUCUCAGACGCAAGACGAGAACGCUGUCAAGCACCUUCCACAAGCUGCCAAGUCAGUCCUGGGGAAACGUUAG